Lethenteron reissneri (Far Eastern brook lamprey) is the source of this 3400-nucleotide messenger RNA. RefSeq names its product RIC3 acetylcholine receptor chaperone (gene RIC3). Lineage: Eukaryota; Metazoa; Chordata; Hyperoartia; Petromyzontiformes; Petromyzontidae. Gene Ontology annotation, biological process: synaptic transmission, cholinergic; protein localization to cell surface. The record is from RefSeq and is a predicted model, not a curated record. Gene Ontology annotation, cellular component: intracellular membrane-bounded organelle; neuron projection; neuronal cell body.
GGGGGGCGGAAUAACAGUUGACGUUUCGGUCACAAACCCUUAUCAGUGCCUACCUUAAUACGGAACAUUUAAGACUUAAUUAAUCACCCCGUGCCCCUUAUACAUCUCAAAGUUCAUCCUACAAAGUCCCAUCACAAGGGAGAAACACACUGAAACGUCUGCACGCCGUAUUGACCUGAACACUCAAUUUCCCUGUGCAAGAAUAGGGGCUGAAUCGUACGGGUUGACAGCUAUGCAAUCAAUUAUCCUUCCACACACAAUAAUCAUUUGUCCUUCCACACACGACAAUCAAUGGUCCUUCCACACACGACAAUCAAUUAUCCUUCCACACACGACAAUCUUCGUGCUUAUCCAGCCUUAUCGUGCUUAGCCUCAGCAGCAUUGCGGCUGCUGUGCUGAUGGCCAUGAACCACGUGGAGUUGCACGCCGCAUUCAGUUGUAAACGCCUCUCGCAAUGUCUACAAAUAAUGCGGCCACUCCAAUCUACUACAUUAAUCAAGCCCCUCAUAAUAGUUGUCUACCACGAAUAGUUACGUUGUAAUCGCACAGUAUGUGCAUAUUUAAAUUAUAUGUUAAAUUAUUUUGCAAGGAACGGACGUGACGUAAUCUUCGCACAGCUGUGGGCCCUGUAUGGGUUUGAGUGCUCAGUGCGGGACCCCGUAGCGGUGUUGCUGUUGUUGUUAUUGAUUGAUUUAUUGUUGAUUUGUUGUUGUUGUUUUGCACGGAAGCGAUGGCCGAGUCGGGGUUCCGACGCGUGGCCGUGCUGUGCUGCGUGGCCGCCUGCUUCUCGCUGCUCGCAGUGAAGGUGUUCGUGCCCAUGGCGACGCGAGAGACUCCUCACUCCGGCCAGGGAGCUGCGCGUCAAUUUCCUAAGCAGACGCCACAGCGCCCGCUCGGCCCUCAGCCCGAGCGGCCCCGGAUGGGAGGGUCUCAUAUCCCCGAGGCACGCGCUCGUCACCAUGCAAACUCCCAGCCCGCCACCAGCAACCGCAGCAUCAUGGGGCAAGUCCUGCCCGUCUACUGCCUGGGCAUCUUCAUCUACGUCGUGUACAUCCUCUUCAAGAUUACUACGAGAAAAGAUGGUUCACAACCGAAGAAGCCGGUUAAGUGUUUGAGCGGCAGUGGUCUGAGUGAACACCAGCUCAUCCAGCUAAAGCAGCGUUUGGAGGACACGGAGAGAGCACUGGAGAAACUCGCCUCUAAAGUGGGGCCUUUCUCCGAUGGCAGAAGUGGCGGUGAGCAAGAAGAGCGACUGCUGUCUCAGUUACAGGAGAUCGCGCGCACACUUAGAGAAAGCACCGACUUCACCGGUGUGGAUACACCCGGGGGCGGCACGCACCCCCAACACGACUCGGCAGGGGGUGAAUGUCCAGGACACCAAGCUGCCGCAGAAGGUGAACACUCCCCAUCGGUGGAAGAAGCUGGUACUGCGGUCUGUGCCGAAGGCAGCGCAGAAACACCGACCGGUCACACACAGCUUGGAGAAACCAUGGGCCCUACCAGCAAAUCGGAUCGAUGUGAUGACAGCAACGAUGUGGAUGCGAAAGAUCACGAUGCAGGCUAUGAGCAGAGUCACGUGACAGCGCACUGCACUGGCGUUCGAGGCCCGUCUGAGAUGGAAGUGGAAAAUCUGUCACCCGAUGUCGCAGGACCCAGCGAGACUGACGAGGGCCGUGAUGGCAGUGAGGAAGAGUUCAAACAGCACGCAGACGAGCAAACGAGCGGAGUGAGGAAAAGGAUCGCGGCGAGCAUGGAGAAAAUGUAACGGACGGUGUUGUCGUGGUGGGCCUCAAAUAUAUUUCUGGCAAUACAUUUCAGUGUUAAUAAUUAUGUAUGGUGAAACCUCAUGUAUUCACACGACUAUUCACACAUCUAACUGCAGUUAACAGUUGUAUAGCACAGCAUGUUAUUUUUGUAUUUAAAACCAACAUAAAAAAAACCUGCAAGACACCCGUUCUAUUUAAUUUCCUCAUGUUUUUGUAAAAAUAUAAAUAUGGUCUAUAAAAUACUCAGUGCAGUUACUGAGGUAACAUCUCACCUGUAUAAGCAAUACUUCCAAAUUAUAUUACUCUCACUACUCUUGGCAAAUGGAUCCCUCAAUUAGUGGGAAUAGUUGAGGUUUCACUGUAUAUUGUUCUUCCAUUUGGCCCGAUUGUCUUCUUGUUGUCAAGGUACGAAGAGAAGUUGUGGUAUAUCAUGCAACCAUUUAGUAAUUGUCGUAUCCCAUUUUGUUGGGGGAGAACCCCGGAUGGCAUAAAACUACUUGCAGUCUCCCUUCAGUAGGCCGCUUAACAUAACCACAAAGUUUAUGUAAUUGGUUUUCUUUGUGUCCUGUCUAACGUUCACAUCCCGAAGAGCAGGGAUAAGCCAUAUCAAGUGCAACAUCUGAUUAAUUUGAUGAAGGCUUUAUUGUGCCCUUAUUGGUGAUGGGGUGAGACCAUCAAACUCUAUACACUUGAGAACCGAUAUUGCCUUGGUUAUCCAGCUACACCGUGGACCCAGGACGUUGAUGGUGCUGGCUGAAUACACAUUACCCCCUAAUCCACAAACACAACUGAUUCUCCUUCAACACGUUCCUUCGGAGUGGGCAGGUAGGAAAUUGGUUGGACAGCGCAUUCGUGCACGACAGACAAAUAAUCCCUGGUGGGCAGUGUGUAACCUGUUGUUCCUACCUGUAUAAGUGUAGUGUGUAGGUUAAACGUUGAGUUUUUUUAUAAGGGCACCACGUGGUGACAAGCCCCAGCCCCUCCCCACCCAGCCCCUCCCUCCCACCCCCACCCUCCCCUCCCCAUAUGCACGACAGACAGACAAAUAAUACAUGGUGGGCAGUGUGGAACCUGUUCCUACCUGUAUUAAGUUGGUUACUAUGAAAGCGAGGGUUCAGUUUUCAAAGUGUUCUAUCCUGCAUCAAACGAGAACCGUUUGUUAUAUUCGCCAAUGGUUUCAAAUGUUGGUGUAUGUAAAAAUUAAUUGUACAAAUUGGUUUUAUUUAUGUUUUGUAUUCAUGCGUAUUUGUAUUUUCAUCUGUUUAUUGCUAUUUAUAUGUCUGUAACACAUAAGCCAAUAAUGGUUAAACAUGCAUGCUACAAAUUGUCUGGUUUCUUUUGAACGUGGUUGUUCCGUAGUUUGUAGAGGUUUGUAAAAUCAUAUCAUAAAUACAAAUGAUUUAUGCAGAAUAAAACAAGACACCUACUUCCAGUAACAAAAAGCGUUGGUUUACAGUCUUUACAGCACAAAUGGAACUUAAUGCAGAACAGUCGCUCACACAACGGAGAAUGCGGAGGGCGCCUACAAUACAUCGCCAUAAUGCGCUCAUAUAUGACAGCGCAAGUCAAAACCACUGGAUACAUCAGCAAUCCAACUACAAUUGCAUUAAACAACACAUUUAUGCCAAGCAAUC